Molecule: messenger RNA, 442 nt
Organism: Racocetra persica
Lineage: Eukaryota; Fungi; Glomeromycota; Glomeromycetes; Diversisporales; Gigasporaceae
Source: the annotation of a GenBank genome assembly
UCUAAUUCAGAAAUAGUACAGUCAAGCCGUUCUACAACUUCGACCGAGUUAUCAAAUGUUCCUUAUGGUAGCUUAGUCUGGGCAAAAAUGCAAGGCUUUCCUUGGUAUCCAGCUGAGGUUGCGGACCCAAAUGGGCCUGAAGUCACUGAGGCGAUCAGAUCAGACAAAAAAGAAGGUGAUCAUUAUUUGGUACGCUUUUUCGAUGAGAAAAAAGAGAAGAAGAAAUCUAGACGCAGUUGGAAAUGGGUUCCGGAGACUAAAGUCCUCCUUAUUGGAGAUCAGCAAAUGGACUUGUCAAAAUUAAGGGAAAAAUCAAUGUCAAAUACGAUGAAAAAGGAAGUUCCCAAAGCGUAUGAAGCUGCAUGUUUGUCUAAAGGUAUAGAACCCGUUGUUUUACAACAACUACAACAACUUUCGGUAGUGCCUCUAAAAAAACAUAAUC